GGUCCCGAUCCCGCCUGCCAUUGGAGGAGAGGACGGUGCAGACGGGGGGCGUGGCCGUGAGUUGAGUCCUCCGUUAUCCAAGCCAUUGCUGAGCCCGGGUCUCGGCUCUUCCAUUGACACGCAGCGAUGCCGAACAUCAAGAUCUUUAGCGGGAGCUCCCACCAGGAUCUGUCCCAGAAGAUCUCCGACCGCCUGGGACUGGAGCUGGGCCGGGUGGUCACUAAGAAGUUCAGCAACCAGGAAACUUGCGUGGAGAUCGGGGAGAGCGUGCGCGGAGAAGACGUGUACAUCGUUCAGAGCGGCUGCGGAGAGAUCAACGACAACCUGAUGGAACUUCUGAUUAUGAUCAACGCGUGCAAGAUCGCCUCCGCGUGUCGCGUCACCGCGGUCAUCCCCUGUUUCCCGUACGCCCGCCAGGACAAGAAGGAUAAGUCUCGGGCGCCAAUCUCUGCCAAACUUGUUGCCAACAUGUUGUCUGUGGCCGGCGCCGAUCACAUCAUUACCAUGGACCUUCACGCUUCUCAGAUCCAGGGCUUCUUUGAUAUUCCUGUGGAUAAUUUAUACGCUGAACCUGCCGUAUUGAAGUGGAUUCGGGAGAACAUUGCCGAAUGGAAAACUUGCACUAUAGUGUCCCCCGAUGCCGGAGGUGCCAAAAGAGUCACCUCCAUCGCUGAUCGCCUGAACGUAGAUUUUGCCUUAAUCCACAAAGAGAGGAAAAAAGCCAAUGAAGUGGACCGGAUGGUCCUGGUGGGGGAUGUGAAGGAUAAGGUUGCCAUUCUUGUGGAUGACAUGGCCGACACCUGCGGGACCAUCUGUCACGCUGCAGAGAAACUGCUUUCCGCCGGCGCCACAAAAGUUUACGCCAUCUUGACGCACGGUAUAUUUUCUGGCCCCGCCAUUUCUCGGAUUAACAACGCAUGUUUUGAAGCGGUGGUGGUGACGAAUACGAUCCCUCAGGAGGAGAAGAUCAAACAUUGCUCCAAAAUUCAGGUAAUCGAUAUCUCUAUGAUCCUGGCCGAAGCCAUCAGACGGACACACAAUGGAGAAUCAGUAUCUUAUCUGUUCAGCCACGUUCCUUUAUAGCACUUCGCCUUCACGGAAAGAAUGUUUCUCGAAUACCAUGUUCCACUGUUUACUUCUAAGAGAGGUGCGAAUGACCCUCGCUCUUUUAUCGGUUCCCCCAUUCCUUUCAGUCGGGGCAAUGGGGACGGUAUUUAUUUUCGCUGAUGGGCUCCAGGCCCGCAGGCUAUUCAGGGAACACGUUGAGGCCAUCCAUAAUUUUUAUUUUUGUAAAAGUGUUUUAAUUCUCUGCUAUGGAAAGUUCAAGAUAAAUGACCAGCUGUCAGGAUGACUUUUUGAAGUG
This is a messenger RNA of Rana temporaria (common frog), 1363 nucleotides long. RefSeq names its product phosphoribosyl pyrophosphate synthetase 1 (gene PRPS1). NCBI's taxonomy places the organism in Eukaryota, Metazoa, Chordata, Amphibia, Anura, Ranidae. Gene Ontology annotation, cellular component: ribose phosphate diphosphokinase complex; cytoplasm. The record is from RefSeq and is a predicted model, not a curated record. Gene Ontology annotation, molecular function: ATP binding; magnesium ion binding; ribose phosphate diphosphokinase activity. Gene Ontology annotation, biological process: purine nucleotide biosynthetic process; 5-phosphoribose 1-diphosphate biosynthetic process; ribonucleoside monophosphate biosynthetic process. The transcript is spliced from 7 exons. The coding region runs from base 127 to 1083 and encodes 318 amino acids.